Messenger RNA from Echinops telfairi (small Madagascar hedgehog), 3608 nucleotides. It is a transcript of the gene UBP1, whose product is annotated as upstream binding protein 1. The record is from RefSeq and is a predicted model, not a curated record. The coding region runs from base 78 to 1700 and encodes 540 amino acids. Gene Ontology annotation, cellular component: nucleus. Gene Ontology annotation, molecular function: RNA polymerase II cis-regulatory region sequence-specific DNA binding; DNA-binding transcription activator activity, RNA polymerase II-specific. NCBI's taxonomy places the organism in Eukaryota, Metazoa, Chordata, Mammalia, Afrosoricida, Tenrecidae. Gene Ontology annotation, biological process: regulation of transcription by RNA polymerase II. The transcript has 16 exons.
GAGGCUUCACCCGCGCCCUCCCCCAGGACGCGCCCUCGGAACUCCGGCCCCUUCGUCCUGGACGCGGAGGCCGGAAGAUGGCCUGGGUGCUCAAGAUGGACGAGGUGAUCGAGUCCGGGCUGGUGCACGACUUCGACGCCAGCCUCUCGGGCAUCGGGCAGGAGCUGGGCGCCGGCGCCUACAGCAUGAGCGAUGUGUUGGCAUUACCCAUCUUCAAGCAGGAAGAUUCCAGCCUCCCGCUGGACGAUGAGACGAAACACCCACCCUUUCAGUAUGUGAUGUGCGCAGCCACGUCACCAGCAGUAAAACUGCACGAUGAAACACUCACGUACUUGAACCAAGGUCAGUCUUAUGAAAUUCGGAUGCUGGAUAAUCGGAAAAUGGGAGAUAUGCCAGAGAUGAGUGGAAAAAUGGUAAAGAGCAUCAUACGAGUCGUAUUCCAUGACAGACGGCUACAAUAUACAGAGCACCAGCAGCUUGAAGGAUGGAAGUGGAACCGCCCAGGAGACAGACUUCUCGAUUUAGAUAUCCCAAUGUCUGUGGGAAUAAUUGACACAAGGACAAAUCCAAGCCAAUUAAAUGCAGUUGAAUUUCUGUGGGACCCUGCAAAACGCGCAUCUGCUUUCAUUCAGGUACAUUGCAUCAGCACAGAAUUUACUCCCCGGAAGCAUGGAGGCGAAAAGGGAGUACCCUUUAGGAUCCAAGUGGAUACCUUUAAGCAGAAUGAAAAUGGGGAUUACACGGAUCAUCUACACUCAGCUAGCUGCCAAAUCAAAGUGUUCAAGCCGAAAGGAGCAGAUAGGAAACAAAAAACAGACCGAGAGAAGAUGGAGAAGAGAACUGCCCAUGAAAAAGAAAAAUACCAGCCGUCCUAUGAUACCACAAUCCUCACAGAGAUGAGGCUUGAGCCUAUAAUUGAAGAUGCAGUUGAACAUGAGCAGAAAAAGUCCAGCAAGCGGACUUUGCCAGCAGACUACGGUGAUUCUCUGGCAAAGCGAGGCAGUUGUUCUCCAUGGCCUGAUACCCCCACAGCCUAUGUGAAUGCCAGUCCUUCCGCAGCACCCACGUUCACCUCCCCCCCGCCGAGCAACUGCAGUGUCCCCGACAGUAAUUCUUCUUCCCCGAAUCAUCAGGGAGAUGGAGUGUCACAGACCAUUGGUGAGCAACUUCAGCCUUCGGCCACUACCCAGGAAGCCCAGCAAUGGCUGCUCAACAACCGGUUCUCCUCCUGCUCCAGACUGUUCUCCAGUUUUUCAGGUGCCGACUUAUUAAAAUUGACAAAGGAGGACUUAGUUCAAAUUUGUGGUGCAGCGGAUGGAAUUCGGCUCUAUAACUCACUCAAGUCAAGGUCGGUUAGGCCUCGAUUAACCAUCUAUGUAUGCCAGGAGCAGCUGAGCACCACACCGCUGCCUGGGCAGCAGCAGGCUGCAGGCAGUGCAGGCGAGAAUGGCACUUGUACACCCUAUGUUUAUCAUGCCAUCUACUUGGAAGAAAUGGUUGCCUCAGAAGUUGCUCGAAAACUUGCGAUGGUGUUUAAUAUUCCUUUGCACCAAAUUAACCAUGUUUACAGACAAGGUCCCACUGGCAUUCACAUUCUUGUUAGCGAUCAGAUGGUUCAGAAUUUUCAAGAUGAGAGCUGUUUCUUAUUCUCUACAAUCAAAGCUGAAAAUGGUGGCGGCAUCUACAUAAUCUUGAAGUGAUGUCCUUGUCCUAUAUAGAUUGAACUUUUAUUCUGUACCAAAUAAGUCAUGCUUAAAGGUGUGUGAAGACUGAAUCCAAGAAGUCUCAGAAUUGGAUUUUACCGUAUAAAAUGUUUCAUAUUGAAAACAUUAGAUGACCUUCAAAUGAGCUGUAUGAGGCGACUGACUCCUCGCCGUCACUGCCACAGCCGAGCGUCCUGGUCAGAGCGAGCCCGGUGGAAAAGCCCAUGGGCUUGGAGGCCCACUGCGGACAGAGCUGCCUGCUUCUCUGGCAGAGGCCAGUAGAUAACGUCACUAGAAGCAGCCUUGCUUCUUUCACACUGUACGAGGCUUGGAGAUGAAUGUAAAAACUUACUGUGGGCAUUUACCUUUCUGUGCCAGUUUGGCUUUUAUUGCCUGGACCUUCUGCUGACAGGCGGGGGUGGGCAGCGCUGUGUGGAGCCAGGACAGAAUUUGUGGGGAGACACUGUAUUGACAGUGAGUCGGUGGUCGGGGCUGGGGGGCUCUGCACCUUCUCAGAGGAAAUUCUAAGUGUGUGUGUCUGAUGGGAUCAAGCCAGGAAGGUGGGUUUCAAGCAAACUGCAUUAUCAGGAGUACCUUGGUGAGAGGAUCAGUGUAAAUCCUAAUAGGUACAAAGACUUGUGUUUUGCUUUGUCAGUUUUAUUGAAAAAUGUUUUGCUUCUUCCAUUUUUAGCAUUUUAGCCUCUGGUUUUUCCUUUUUAAAGCCCCAUUGCCUUUAAAAUUCAUGUGGGUAUCCUCUUCUCUCUUGUACUUUUUAAAGCUCUGUCCUACCCCAGACAUUGAAAAUGAGUGACCUCAGCAGGGAGGGGAAAUAGUAUCAUUGGCAGCUUCUGACUUGGUGUUCAGGAGGCUUAGUUAUCCAGGAGAUAAAACUGCUCCUGGAGCGCUAGCUUGUCACACAUCAGACACUAGAGGGCAUCCCUACUCCUCUCCUCCAAUACCAAGCUUUAGUACAAUCACGAUGAAAAAUUCUGGUUAUUAAUUAGGGACUUCUUAGACACCACCCAAUGGCUUUAUUUUCUAUAAAAAAUAAUGCCUCUUUCACAAAAACCAAGCGCUUUUCUAUUAGUAUACUUUUCAAGGAAAUCUCUCUUCUCAUUUCACCUUUCACUCAAGAGCUGUUUGAGUGAAAUUCAUCAAGCAUUUUUUGAGGUCUGUGGUGUAACAGACUGAAUUUUAAAGAAAACCUUGAGGGCUUCAAAAAAGUUGAGAAAUCAUUAUUUCAUUUUCCAUGAACUUUUUGAAGCCCUUUCACAUGUCCCAUUUUAAUUAAACUCUGUCCAUGUGCCCAAGUAUUCUGGCUUUGAAUGUACUGUCUGAUCAUCUUUGUUUAGAGGGAAAUAGGAACAAUUAUGUAUUUGGAAUUUCUUCCAGAAGAGAAAAUACAGUGGGUGAGCGCUCUGACAUUCUCCGAUCCAUCAAGUGGUUCCCUCUGUAAUAUAAAGCAGCAUUGUCUCAACAUGUGCCCAUCUUCGGUUUGCGAGUGUGUGUGGCUCCUGUGGACCUGGCGGAGGACAGGUUUCCUUGCCCAUCUCCCUUUGCAUUUGUUUGGCCAGUGGCCAGGUGUUUUCUGUCCCUGUCACUUGAGAAAGAAGUGGGCUACCCUCUUGUUUUAGCAUUUCACUGGUCUACUUAGCGUUCCUUUGUGUCUCAAGAAUUUUGGAGCAAAUGCCAUUUAAUGCUGUGUGCUAUUUUUAAUUCAUCAGGUUUUAGAAGUGGAAUAAAAAUAAUUAAAAGCUCAUCAAACUAAGAACUAUUUGAGCAGUAUUGAACAUUAGUCUGUCCCAAUGAAACAGGUUAAAUUAUGGCACCAGCAUAUUUGCUAUUUUUUUAACAGUAGGAUGUACACAUUUCAGUGUAAUAAAUGUUUUCCAGUUGUUUUGCAAA